This is a messenger RNA of Melitaea cinxia (Glanville fritillary), 1927 nucleotides long. It is a transcript of the gene JhI-21, whose product is annotated as large neutral amino acids transporter small subunit 2. NCBI's taxonomy places the organism in Eukaryota, Metazoa, Arthropoda, Insecta, Lepidoptera, Nymphalidae. The transcript is spliced from 7 exons. The coding region runs from base 1 to 1437 and encodes 478 amino acids. Gene Ontology annotation, cellular component: membrane. Gene Ontology annotation, molecular function: L-amino acid transmembrane transporter activity. Gene Ontology annotation, biological process: amino acid transmembrane transport. The record is from RefSeq and is a predicted model, not a curated record.
AUGGGUGAAGAAAGUCAAGCCGGUGACGGAAAAGUUACGUUAAAACGUAAAAUUACUCUAUUUAACGGUGUUGGUAUUAUUAUUGGGACAAUAAUUGGUUCUGGAAUCUUCAUUUCACCGACUGGAGUUUUUCUUUAUACGGGAUCAGUAGCGGCAUCAUUACUAAUAUGGCUCGUGUCGGGACUGUUAUCGACUUUAGGGGCACUUUGCUACGCAGAACUCGGCACCUCGAUAUCCCGGUCGGGAGGUGAUUACGCCUACAUCUACACCGCAUUUGGACCCUUGCCUGCGUUCCUAAGAAUGUGGAUAGCCCUACUCAUCAUAAGACCGACCACGCAAGCGAUCGUGGCACUUACAUUCGGACAUUACGUGGUUAAGCCCUUCUUCCCAGAAUGUGAUCCACCACAAGACGCCGUAAAAUUACUCGCAGCUGUAUGUCUAUGUGUGCUGACAGCAGUUAACUGCAUUAGUGUGCGAUGGACGAUGCGAAUUCAAGAUGUAUUUACGACAUCGAAGCUUUUGGCCCUUGUUGUGAUCAUUAUAUCAGGAUUGUACUACAUUGGUAUAGGUCACGUAGAAAACUUCCGGAAUGCGUUCCAAGGCGAAUAUAGUGCAGGGAAUGUGGCCUUAGCUUUCUAUUCGGGUCUUUUCGCUUUCGGCGGAUGGAAUUAUCUGAAUUUUGUCACCGAAGAACUUCAAGAUCCUUACAAGAAUUUGCCGCGUGCUAUAUGGAUCGCUAUGCCCAUGGUGACUAUUAUAUACGUGAUGGCAAACUUGGCCUACUUCGCUGUGGUUUCGAAAAUGGAGAUGAUGUCCAACCCUGCUGUUGCUGCUGUCUUCGGUGACCGUCUCUUCGCUGGUUGGAGCUGGCUGAUCCCGGUGUUUGUAGCUUUGUCUACAUUCGGGGGUGUCAACGGAGUGUUGUUUACGUCAGCUCGACUCUUUGCCACGGGAGCUCAGGAGGGUCACAUGCCGGGAUUCUUUACCUUGUUCCACGUGGACAAACAGACUCCCAUACCAUCGCUUAUAUUCACAUGUUUCUUCUCCCUGUUGAUGCUAACGACGAGUAACGUGUUCGACCUGAUCAACUAUUUCUCUCAAACGCUAUGGCUAUCAGUCGGCGCGUCGAUCGUCGGCAUGUUAUGGCUUCGACGAGCAAAACCAGAUAUGCCGCGACCUAUCAAAGUCAACCUGAUCAUACCCUACAUCUUCCUUAUCGCCAUCGGCUGCCUGGUCUUUAUCCCAGCCAUAACCAACCCAAAGGACACAGCGAUAGGUUUAGCUAUCCUUCUAUCCGGUGUUCCAGUGUACUACAUCUGUGUGAGAUGGAAGGGCAAACCUGAAUGCUAUCACGCUUUCUCCGGUUGCGUAUUGAGAUUCAUGCAAAAAUUAUGCGCUUGCAUUUACGUUGAUUCGUCGGAGAAGAUGUCCAAUUGAAUUGUAUUUAAACGAUUAUAUUUGAGCUUUCUUGAAUAAUGGACCAAUGUGUUGUAUUAUAACGUGAUAACUAUAAUGUAUUUAUUGAAUGUGUAGUAUUAUAUCGAUCCAGAGUUUGACAAUACAUAUUGAUUGAUUUUGACGGUCGCUUGAGCAUUUUUUAAUGAUAUAUAAUAGUUGUUUUUAUACAUUUUUAAGUAGUGUAUGUUCAUCGAAUAUAGUUUUUUUUUUUAAUAGAAAUUACUCAAGACUGAAGCUGAGUAAGACAGUUACAAGCCAGGAUGCAUAUUAUAUACGUGUAACUAAAUUUACUGGAUUAUUAAAAGUGUUUCAAUAAUUGUAAAUGUAUUCAUAUAAAUGCAAGAUAUCAAAAAAAAAAAAAAAAAAAAAACGCAAAUAAAGCAUGUAACGGUGUCUUAUUUAAAUUUUAUUGUUCGACUUAAUAAACAUAUGAAUAAUGGGAACAAGAAAUUAUACAUGUAGCCGCAAA